Molecule: messenger RNA, 3006 nt
Organism: Symsagittifera roscoffensis
Lineage: Eukaryota; Metazoa; Xenacoelomorpha; Acoela; Convolutidae
Exons: 3
Coding region: 1225-2844 (539 amino acids)
Source: RefSeq, a predicted model, not a curated record
AAUCUUGUAUGUACAUCGACCUUUACAGCUACGCGCAGUAUAGAAAAUUAUACAAAUAUUCUGAAAGUAUGAAGAUUGUUAACCACUAGUUAAUUGUGUAUGCUUUUUUCUGUUUCGACCAAAAGCGAUAGUGACAACUGCAGUUCGUUGGUAUUAUGGUAUUACAAGGUAGAAUGGUAAGUCUUAAUGUGUUCGGAUGGUAUAAUGUAUGUUGUAUAUGAGCAGUAUAUACUGGUAUAUUACGUAAUAUGCCACCACAUGCGUCUGUAGAAUUCGAUUUGCAGUAAAAUGAUCUCUAAAUGUGCUCCAGCUCUGAAAGGUCAAAACUCAGCAAUCUUCUGUAUUGGUUGGAGUUUGCACCGCUGAGGAGAAAAAUACAAGCCGGUUGUUGGACUGAAAAGCAUUUAUUGAUAUGCUUAAAGUAAUUUGUGGUCAACUGUAUGGUUCUCUAGUCAAUUCUUAAGCUCUCACAACUUAUUAUACCACUCUCCUUUGCUGUCGCCAGUAUAGGUAGAAUAACAUUAGUUGACAUUUUACCGCUACUUGGAUUGCAUAAAUGCUCACUUCUUUCGCUUGACCAAAUGACCGCAAGAUUCAAUUUAUUUCAAAUUUGGACCCUUUCUUAAUCUGACCUUUUGCAACUUCAUUUGUGUUCGCGUUAUUUUUCCAACUCAUAUCAAAAAUCCGUAGUUACCUGCAACAUUCAACUGAAAGUACUACUGGUGAAUAGUCCAUAGCAGUAAAAUCAUCAUCUCGCUCGGUGUAUGGCCCAGCUCCUAUUUAUCACUACUUCUGGUAAAAGAACAACUGAUGAACGUAGUUCCAUUUCAAACAGCAAGACGGACCUUUUUCCACAUCAAUCUAAUUGAGUCACUAGAGAAAUAGAAAAGACUACAUAUUCAACGCGGACUGAAGUAUUAAAUUCUAGAGGAAAGACAUGCGAAUCGAAAAAAGUUUCAAAACCUCGACGUAUCGGUUAUGUUGAUUCCUUGUUUGAUUCUAUUGCUGCCCUCUCUUCUUUCCAUUUAAUUACCAACUUCAAUACAUAGCUUACUUUGAUUCAUUUGACUUCUUUACUUUUGUGCAAAUAUCAUUUGACUUCUUCAUUCGAGCCUUAUCACAAAAACCGCGAAAAUAUAAGUAAUAGAUAAAUUACUUCGAUCUUAAUUGCGCAACUUUAACCCGUUGACCCAGCAAAAUAAGUUUUUGUCCAAGGAUUCAAAUAUGAGUUUUGUCUCUUCAUCUGAAACUUUCUCAUCGACAAGUAACUCCUCGUCCUCCUCGUCCAAUAACCCUGGUUCAUCACGUGACCAAAUGACUUUCGCCCGCCCUUUCACGGAGCUGUUUGCAGCUAACAAUAUGAGCAACUUCUCAAAUAGAGGCGAUACUUCAUGUGGGCGCGAAGCGGCAUCGUCUGCCGGAAUAACAGCCGCCGAUUUGCAAUCGCAGUCAAGUGAUGACGCUGAAAGUGCAAUAACCAUGCAACACCUUAUAGACUCAAUCGUCGAGGAGUCUUUCCAGAAACCUCUGGAGGAUUCCAACUACAUAAGAGCCUCGGAAACCAUGUUCCAGAAGAUGCUGAAUGGCGAGCGUUCUUGGAAGAUCACUUCCUCUCAAGCAGAUCCAAAUUUCGACUACCAAUCACGACUGGAGAACUUGUCGGUUCUCAACAAUCUGUUGAUGUCUAUGGAAAUGGGCCCUAGUUCGACCACAGACGCAGGUGCCAGUAUCAUAUCACAAAUGAUGACGAACAACGCCCCUUCAACAACCACCGCCGGAUCAACCUCGUCGUCGUCAAGCUCAUUCUUGAGCGGAACAUCCCAACAUACCAUUACCAUCCCCGUGACAUCGCAAGGCAACGUAGGGCGAAAAUGCUUACAACCUACGUACAGGAAAAGCCAACGAGAGAAACGACAUGCGAAUCAAUCAAAUAUGGAGCAUCAAAAUCAGAAACAAGCCGACUCCGACUCGUCUGCAUCUUCUGGCGAGCGAAGUCCGGAGAGCGCUUCAGAUUCCGCGUCCAGUUUGUGCGACAAUUGCAAUAACAUGAAGAUAGAAGGUCAUAGCAAUUCAGGAUCCGAGGAGUCUUCGAGCUGUGGAAGUCAAAUCUCUUCAACCGAAUCACGCAACUCCUCGCCCUCGAACAAAAUUGAAAACAUGCACAUCAGUGGAAAUGAACCGCCAAUUCUCCCGCCGAUGCCACCGCUCAUUGAAGUCACGAGAGCGUCGCCUCUAUACGACCAGCGUUCGUCAGUUUCAGCUAAUUCGGAUGGAAAUGCAGAAUCAGCUACGUCCCCCCGAGACGAAAUAAAGCACCCUAAAAAACGAAUGCGAGACCGCCAUUUCAGAGAGACGAGAAACAGCAGCAGCGGAACGAACUCGGAUAGUGGCGGAUCGAGUGGAUCCGAGAACAGCAGUGGCCAGCGCUAUGUUCAGAACUUCCAGCCAGUUUUCACUAAUAUUUCACAAGGAUCUGCUCCGCUUUUUGCCAGUCCAAAUGAGAAUCCGGCAGUAUUUUCACAACAGUAUCUUCAAUCUGUUUUGAGACAGCCAAUUCAAGUUUCCCCUCCGAAUGUGCAGAUUCCAUUGGGCUAUGUUGGAAACAUGAGUUCUCAGUUAUCGAAUACAAUUAUUCCCCCGACUACAGUUGUUCCGAAUGUACAUAUCCCGAACACUGCUGCCGAACCGACUACUAUAUACGAGCAACUGCAACGCGCCGCUACGCACAAUGCAAUUGCGACGUGCUACGCGUCCCCGUUGGUUGUCAACGACCGCAUCUUUAUGGUACCUUCUAACCUAAACCGCCAACAGAACAUGGGAAGUUCUCAAAGUGAACGUAACUAGUAGAUGUAGUUAUACUUAAAAUUUAUUUAGAUGCUUUUGCAGAAUAAAAGUAAAAGCUUUAAUUGUUUUUUAUCAUAAUUCUCUAAAUGUAUUUAGCAUGAAUUAUGAUGUUUUGAUUUGUUGCUAAAUGUGCUUUUAUGUCAUUUUAUAGUUAAAUAUCUG